GUAAAAUGGUAAAAGACGAUAAAUUUUUCAAGUGUGUAUUGUAGUAGAACAACAAAUUCAUUCGACGAGUCUGCGGAAAAUAAGGAACACGUUUCGAAGUUUAUUUUUACCGGAAUUGCAACAUUUUCCAAGAGCUGUUUUCUAUUUUCUAUUACGUCAUAGAAGGUUGUCAAAGUGGACAUAAAUUCGUGUGACUCAUUUGCAAAAGAAAAUGUCAUUUAUUCGGCUGCUGUUUCAUGAAUUCGUAUCUGUUUCCCGUCAGAGUUUAUUGAAACCACCUGGUUAUCGAACGUUGUACACCCAAUCCGGAUCACUACUGCAACAAGAUCAACCUGCGGCUGAAGCCAUUGACGAAGAAAGCGCAUCUCGUGAGGAAGACGAAAAAUCUGAAGGAACUCGAGUAAACCCUAAAGAUCGCACCCGAAUCAUUCCGGUAGAAACAAGCAUCCGCUAUCUUACUAGUCAGGCCUAUCAGCAAACUUACCACGGAGAACCAGUUUGGAAGCAGUAUAGAAGGAACCAUAAGGGUCUGUAUCCUCCAAGCAAGACGCGCAAAACCUGCAUUCGACAGGGUAAAAUUUCUACUGGUAACCCGUGUCCAAUCUGCCGAGAUGAAUACUUAGUGCUGGAUCACAACAAUAUCAACCUGAUAAAACAGUUUAUUUCUGAACAAACGGGCAAAGUUUUAAGCUAUCAGAUCACAGGGCUUUGUCAGAAAAGACAUCUAGAAUUGUUGGUCGCCGUUGAGCGGGCUAUGGACUACGGUUUGCUCAAAUUCGACGUUCCUUUCCGGGAGUUUGAUUAUUCCGAGUAUUACGGGGAGCAAAAGCAGUAA
Messenger RNA from Uranotaenia lowii, 835 nucleotides. RefSeq names its product 28S ribosomal protein S18b, mitochondrial (gene mRpS18B). The record is from RefSeq and is a predicted model, not a curated record. Gene Ontology annotation, molecular function: structural constituent of ribosome. Gene Ontology annotation, cellular component: ribosome; mitochondrion. The transcript has 2 exons. Bases 212 to 835 code for a protein of 207 amino acids. Lineage: Eukaryota; Metazoa; Arthropoda; Insecta; Diptera; Culicidae. Gene Ontology annotation, biological process: mitochondrial translation.